AUGUGUAAUAUGGAAAGGACAAAUUAUUCCACAUUGACAGAAUUUGUCCUUCUUGGGCUUUCUGCCCACCCAAAGCUCCAGACAGUUUUCUUUGUGCUAGUUUUGUUGAUGUACCAGAUGAUCCUUCUGGGAAACGGAGUCCUUAUCUCAGUAAUCAUCUUUGAUUCUCACUUGCACACUCCCAUGUAUUUCUUCCUCUGUAAUCUUUCCUUCCUGGACAUUUGUUACACAAGCUCCUCUGUCCCACUAAUUCUUGACAACUUUCUGACGGUAAGGAAAAGGAUUUCCUUCUCUGGGUGCAUGGUUCAAAUGUUUCUCUCCUUUGCCAUGGGGGCCACAGAGUGUGUGCUUCUAGGCAUGAUGGCACUUGACCGCUAUGUAGCCAUCUGCUACCCACUGAGAUACCCUGUCAUCAUGACCAAAAAUACCUACGUGCCCAUGGCAGCUGGGUCCUGGGUCAUUGGGCUUGUUGACUCAGUGGUGCAGACAUCUCUCGCAAUGCAGUUACCAUUCUGUGCUAAUAAUGUCAUUAACCAUUUUGUCUGUGAAAUCCUGGCUAUCCUAAAAUUAGCCUGUGCUGAUAUUUCAAUCAAUGUGAUCAGCAUGGCAGGGUCAAAUCUGAUUGUUCUGGUUAUUCCACUGCUAGUAAUUUCUAUCUCUUACAUUUUUAUUGUCACCACUAUUCUGAGGAUCCCUUCCAUUGAAGGAAAAUGUAAGGCCUUCUCCACUUGCUCAGCCCACCUAACAGUAGUGAUUAUAUUCUAUGGAACCAUCUUCUUCAUGUAUGCAAAGCCCAAACCGAAAAGCUCUGUUGGUGCCAAUAAUCAAGACAUCAUUGAAGCCCUCAUCUCUCUCUUCUAUGGAGUAAUGACUCCCAUGCUCAAUCCUCUCAUCUAUAGUCUGAGGAACAAGGAUGUAAAGGCUGUUGUGAAGAACAUGCUGGGUAGAAGAAACUCUGAUGGAAUAUGA
This is a messenger RNA of Zalophus californianus (California sea lion), 969 nucleotides long. RefSeq names its product olfactory receptor 13C8. Gene Ontology annotation, cellular component: membrane. Lineage: Eukaryota; Metazoa; Chordata; Mammalia; Carnivora; Otariidae. Gene Ontology annotation, molecular function: G protein-coupled receptor activity; olfactory receptor activity. The transcript has a single exon. The record is from RefSeq and is a predicted model, not a curated record. Bases 1 to 969 code for a protein of 322 amino acids. Gene Ontology annotation, biological process: G protein-coupled receptor signaling pathway.